CCCACUCCUCAUUCUGAGGCUCAGCCCUCUUUCGUGCCCAUCGUCUCAUUUGGGGAGCUCCGGGACCAUGAGGGACCCCCGCAGUCCCUCGAGCUGAGACUAGCUGGGUCAGGGACUAUGAGGCAAGCCGCUCAUCGACCCAGGCCUCCUUAGGACCGCCCAGCCACCCAGCACACGCAAGUGAUCAGCGGCAGCGGAGAGAAAGGCUGGCGAUAAAGGACCACAGUGGAACACUGGGGAUCACCCCCAGAAACUCCCGAGGACCCCAGUCCAGGCUGAGGGGUCGCGAUGGGUGGCCAGACUUCCAGACACUGACAGACACACACCGCUACAGAGACACAGGGCUUCCCAACACUGGCACACAGAGAUAGGACCAGCGAAAGCAUCACACGCUACCACAGCCCUGCAAUACAGACACCCCCCACCCCACGCAGAAACAACUGGUUACUCUGAAACAGGCACAGACAGUGACACAUACGUAGCACCACCCUCCUCAACACACACAAAUGCUCAUCCUCCAAACACGUAUAGGACAGCACUGACCCGCAGGGACAGCCCAGGAGGCACGCACACAGCUAGGCGCUGCUGGUGGUGGCCUCUGCAACCCCCACCCCAGGGACACCCUUGCUUCUCCACAUAGACACACACACACACACACACACACACCACACAGAAACACGAGCAAACAUUAGCUGACAUAGCCCCAGCUCCAGUCUGGCAACCCCGACACCUUCUGAAGCCUCCUUCGUGAGUGGCAAGAGCUCAGCCAACCUCUUUCUGAUGGAGCCUCUCUGUGAAGCCGAAUGCUUACGAGGAGAAGGGGCUAGCCUGGCAUGACCCCUGUCAGUCUCCCCACUUGGCUGGGUGAUGUCCCCGGGACCAGGUUCUGGGGCCCCUUGCCGAAACCAUGGAGCAACUGACAACCUUUCCACGGCUUGGAGAGCUUGGAGCCAUGGAGCCGUGGGCACUGCCAGCCUGGCGGCACUGGACCCAGGGCCGGGGGUGCGAACCUGGAGACGCAUCUCCCAGCAUUACCGGCACUCCGAUAGCUAUGCAGUUUAGAGGACUGAGGUCUGGAGAGAGUUCUGAACCUGAGGGAGCCCAAAGCCCUGGGCCUGUUGGGAAUACUGACCCUGAAGGAACAGAGACUGGGAUGUCCAAGCUGGGGCACCCGACAGAGAGCCCUGAGGACGACUGCCUCCGCCGGGAGGAUGAGGAUGCGCAGGCUUAUGAGGCCAAGCUGAACGUGGGCUUCGGGGACAGGCCCAAUCUGGAGCUGCUGAGGGCCCUAGGCGAGCUGCAGCAGCGCUGUAACAUCCUUAAGGAGGAGAACCAGAUGCUGAGGAAGAGCAGCUUCCCAGAGACGGAGGAGAAGGUACGGAGGCUAAAGCGGAAGAACGCGGAGCUGGCGGUCAUUGCCAAGCGUCUGGAGGAGAGGGCCCAGAAACUGCAGGAAACGAACAUGAGGGUGGUGAGUGCCCCCGUGCCCCGACCCGGAUCCGGUCUGGAGUUGUGUCGAAAGGCCCUAGCCCGCCAGCGAGCCCGGGACCUCAGUGAGACGGCCAGUGCGCUGCUGGCCAAGGACAAACAGAUUGCCGCCUUGCAGCGGGAGUGCAGGGAGCUGCAGGCCAGGCUCACUCUGGUCGGCAAGGAAGGUCCCCAGUGGCUGCAUCUGAGGGACUUCGACCGGUUGCUGCGCGAGUCCCAACGGGAGGUGCUGCGGCUGCAGAGGCAGAUCGCCCUGCGCAACCAGCGGGAGCCGCUCCGGCCAGCCCGGCCCCCGGCUCCCACUGCCCUCUCCAGAGUAGGGGCGCCGGCCCCGGGGGCCCCGGGAGAGGCUGUACUCCAGGAUGACGUGGAGAGCCCACAGGUGGUCCUAAGGGAACCAGAGAAACAGCAAAGGGUGCAGCAGCUGGAGUCUGAGCUCUGCAAGAAGCGAAAGAAAUGUGAGAGCCUGGAGCAGGAAGCCAGGAAAAAGCAGAGGCGAUGUGAGGAGCUGGAACUACAGCUGAAGGCAGCCCAGAAUGAGAAUGCCCGCCUGGUGGAGGAGAACUCUCGGCUCAGUGGGAGAGCCACAGAGAAGGAGCAGGUGGAGUGGGAGAAUGCGGAGUUGAAGGGACAGCUCCUGGGGGUAACACAGGAGAGGGACUCAGCCCUUCGCAAGAGCCAGGGCCUGCAAAGCAAGCUGGAGAGCCUGGAGCAGGUGCUGAAGCAUAUGAGGGAGGUGGCCCAGCGGAGGCAGCAGCUGGAGGUGGAGCAUGAGCAAGCUCGGCUCAGCCUGCAGGAGAAGCAGGAGGAGGUCCGGAGGCUGCAGCAGGCCCAGGCUGAAGCCAAGAGGGAACAUGAGGGAGCUGUGCAGCUGCUGGAGUCUACCUUGGAUUCCAUGCAGGCCCGGGUUCGAGAGCUUGAGGGCCAGUGCCGCAGCCAAACUGAGCGUUUCAGCCUUCUGGCUCAGGAGCUCCAGGCCUUCCGUCUGCACCCAGGCCCCCUGGAUCUGCUUACUUCUGCCCUGGGCUGUAGUGCCCUUGGGGACCAUCCACCCCCCCACUGCUGCUGCUCUACCCCUCAGCCCUGCCAGGGGUCCGGCCCCAAAGACCUUGACCUCCCGCCGGGCUCCCCAGGACGCUGUACCCCCAAGUCUUCUGAGCCUGCUCUUGCGCCCCUUACUGGAGCCCCUCGAAGGACAGCUAAGAAGGCAGAAUCUCUUUCUAACUCUUCUCGCUCAGAGUCCAUCCACAACAGCCCCAAGUCGUGCCCCACACCAGAGGUGGACACAGCCAGUGAGGUAGAGGAGCUGGAGGUAGACAGCAUCUCCCUGGUCCCAGCAGCUCCAGAGGGCGGUGUGGGAGGAGCCAGAAUCCAGGUCUUCCUUGCACGCUACAGCUACAACCCCUUCGAGGGUCCCAAUGAGAACCCAGAGGCUGAGCUCCCACUGACAGCCGGCGAGUAUAUCUACAUCUAUGGCAACAUGGAUGAGGACGGCUUUUUUGAAGGGGAGCUCAUGGAUGGCCGAAGGGGUCUGGUCCCCUCCAAUUUUGUAGAGCGUGUGUCUGAUGACGACCUCCUGACCUCCCUCCCUCGGGAGCUGGCCGAUUUGUCGCACAGCUCUGGCCCUGAGCUCAGUUUUCUGAGCGGAGGUGGCGGUGGCUGCAGCAGCGGGGGCCAGAGCAGCGGGGGACAUAGCCAGCCCAGACCAGAGGAGGAGGAAGCUGCAGGAGACGCACUCAGUCUGAGCCCCCCACCAGAGGGACUGGGCGAGCCCCUGGCUGUGCCUUAUCCUCGCCGUAUCGUGGUCCUCAAGCAGCUAGCCCACAGUGUGGUGCUGGCCUGGGAGCUGCCUCCCGAGAGAGUAGAUCUGCGUGGCUUCCAUGUCUUUGUCAACGGGGAACUCCGUCAGGCCUUGGGGCCUGGAGUGCCCCCCAAGGCUGUGCUUGAAAAUUUGGACCUGCGGGCUGGGCCCCUCCAUGUCUCUGUCCAGGCCCUGACCAGCAGGGGCAGCUCGGAUCCUCUUCGAUGUUGCCUGGCUGUGGGUGCUGGGGCUGGAGUGGUUCCCAGCCAGCUACGGGUCCAUCGGUUGACAGCCACAUCCGCUGAGAUCGCCUGGGUGCCAGGGAAUAGCAACUUGGCCCAUGCCAUCUACCUCAAUGGAGAAGAGUGCCCCCCUGCCCGUCCCAGCACCUACUGGGCAACUUUUUGUCACCUGCGGCCUGGCACGCUGUAUCAGGCCCGAGUGGAGGCUCAGAUCCCAUCUCAGGGGCCUUGGGAACCAGGCUGGGAGAGGCCAGAGCAGCGAGCUGCCACUUUGCAGUUCACCACCCUUCCAGCAGGCCUGCCCGAUGCUCCCCUGGAUGUACAGGUGGAACCAGGGCCCUCUCCUGGAAUCCUGAUGAUCAGCUGGCUCCCCGUCACCAUUGACGCUGCUGGUACCUCCAAUGGUGUCCGGGUCACAGGCUACGCCGUCUACGCCGAUGGGCAGAAGAUUAUGGAGGUGGCUUCCCCCACGGCAGGCAGUGUGCUGGUGGAGGUGUCGCAGCUGCAGCUGCUGCAGGCCUGCCAUGAGGUGACCGUACGCACUAUGUCACCCCAUGGCGAGUCCACUGACUCCAUCCCGGCCCCUGUUGCCCCAGCCCUGGAGUCUGCCUGCCAGCCAGCCAGGAUGUCCUGUCUCUCACCACGACCAAGCCCAGAGGUCAGAACACCCCUUGCUUCAGUCUCCCCAGGGCUUGGGGAUGCCAGCUUUCCCGUCCGGCAUCCUGUCCCCCAUGGAACUCAAGAUUCCCCUGCCAGCCUUUCCAGGGACAUGACCAAGGGACCCCAGGAGGAACCUCCAGCUCCUUGCUCUCAGGAAGAGGCUGGGGCAGCUGUGCGGGGCACCUCAGAAGAGAAGCGGGCUGUGGAGCCAACCCUGGGCCUGGAAGGCCCUGGCCCUGUGGCUCCCUCCCUGGCUAAGCAAGAAGUGGAGUGCGCUUCAGGAGACGCUGGCCCCACACCUUGCUGCACCCAAGGAGAGCCGACCCAGAAGGAGCCAAGCCCUGAGGCCUGCCAUGGAGGAGAUCUGGGCUCAGAGCGGAAACCUAGAACUGAGAAAGAAGAGAUGUCAGAGCUUGGAGUUUGCCUGGCUAAUUCCCUGGCAGAUCACAGCCGCAACUCGGACUUAUCAGACAUCCAGGAGGAAGAGGAAGAGGAGGAGGAAGAGGAAGAGGAAGAGGAACUGGGUUCCAGGCCUUGUUCCUCCCAGAAGCAGGUUGCUGGCAACAGCAUCAGGGAGAAUGGAGCCAAGCCCCAGCCUGACCCCUUUUGUGAGACUGACAGCGACGAGGAGAUCUUGGAGCAGAUCCUGGAGUUGCCUCUCCAGCAGCUCCGCAGCAAGAAGCUGUUCAGCAUCCCGGAGGAGGAAGAAGAGGAGGAUGAGGAGGAAGAGCAGGAGAAACCAGGGCCCAGCAGCUCUUCCCAAGCCCCUAGCCAGCCUGAACUUGCAUUACUAGGGCUGGAUUGUGACAGCAGUCAGCCCCAGGGACCUGGCCUGUGUCCCUUGUCUCCUGAGCUCUCAGGGGCCAGGGAGCACCUGGAAGACAUGCUGGGAGUGGUUGGUGGAAACAGCCGGAGGAGAGGAGGUGGCUCUCCCGAGAAGCCCCCAAACCGCAAGCGGCCUCAGGAUCCCCGAGAACACUGCAGCCGACUCCUUGGCAAUGGCGGGCCCCAGACCUCUGCGCGGCCAGGCCCUCCACGGGAGAGGGGCGGCCUCCCUGUGAUUGAGGGCACCAGGGUCGGACAGGAGGCUGGAGGGAGAGGGCGGCCGGGUCUUUCCCGGAGGUGUCCCCGUGGCCCUGCUCCAGAAUCCAGCUUGGUCAGCUGCCUCUCCCCAAAGUGUCUGGAGAUCAGCAUUGAGUAUGAUUCUGAGGAUGAGCAGGAGGCAGGCAGCGGGGGUGUCAGCCUCAACAGCUCCUGCUACCCCACAGAUGGGGAGGCCUGGGGCACAGCAGCUGUAGGAAGGCCCAGGGGACCUCUGAAGGUCAAUUCAGGCCCCAAUCCCUACCUGCGCCUCCCAGCCUGGGAGAAAGGGGAACCAGAGCGGAGAGGCCGCAGUGCGACCAGCAGAACCAAGGAGCCACCCUCCCGGGCAACAGAGACUGGGGAGCCCAGAGGGCAUGACAACUCUGGGCGGAGAGGACCCCAGAGGAGAGGGGCCCGGGUGCCUAGGCCUGGAACCACUGAGCUGGCCCCUCCAAGGAGCCCCCAAGAAGCACCAGUUCAUCAGGAUCUGCCUGUGAGGGUCUUCGUGGCUCUGUUUGACUACGACCCUGUAUCAAUGUCACCCAACCCUGACGCCGGAGAAGAGGAACUGCCCUUCCGGGAGGGCCAGCUCCUCAAGGUUUAUGGAGACAAAGACGCUGAUGGAUUCUACCGGGGCGAGAGUGGGGGUCGCGCAGGCUACAUCCCCUGCAACAUGGUGGCUGAGGUGGCUGUGAGCGGUCCGGUGGGGAGACAGCAGCUGCUCCAGCGGGGCUUCUUGCCCCCAGAUGUUCUCACUGAGGGCUCGGGGAACGGACCCUCUAUCUACUCCUCAGCCCAUACGACUGGGCCUCCCCCCAAGCCUCGCCGGUCCAAGAAAGUGGAGUUGGAAAGCCCUGCACAGCCCUGUCCAGGUCCUCCCAAGCUGAUCCAUUCUGCUGUCCCCAAAACCUCCCGACCUAUGGUGGCUGCAUUUGACUAUAAUCCUCGAGAGAACUCCCCCAAUAUGGAUGUGGAGGCGGAGCUGCCCUUCAGGGCAGGGGACGUCAUUACUGUGUUUGGGGAGAUGGAUGAUGAUGGCUUCUACUAUGGGGAACUGAAUGGACAAAGGGGCCUGGUUCCAUCCAACUUCCUGGAGGGCCCUGGGCCUGGAGCAGGUGGUCCAGAGUCUGGGACACCACAAGCUGACAGUCAGAGAACGAGGAGGAGAAGAGUCCAGUGCUAGAUGGAGAUAGAUAUUUGUAGAGAGAGCAACAUGACCCUGGAAACACCACACAAGGGUCGCCAGUGCCCCAAGGCUGGCAGUGUGCCCUCAGCUCUGGAAGUUCCUCCUGGGCCAAACGGGGGGAGCCCCAAGGCAUAGCUGAGAAGAAGCAGGGUCUCCUCUUCAAAGGAAAGGAGCUCCUCAGAAAGCUGGGCUUCAGGAAGGAGUGACGCUGCCAUCCGUCCUACAGGCGGACGUGGCCCCUGGAGGUUCCACAUCAACUUCAGUGGCUGGACAGGAAAACCCAACCGGCCGAAACUCCUGCUCUCUGAGCAAGCACUGGCGCUCACAGGGACCCCGGGGACCUGGUGAGGGUGGGGUGACACGCAUCCUCAGUGAGAAGCCCUCUAGAUGAACUCUUCCAGGAGGGAACCGUGCCCCAGAGUAAGUAGUCAAGCGCCAAGCACGGUCAGAUCAGGACUGGACCCACUCCUCUGGAUUCCCGAUUUCCUACCAUGCUCUGCUGGUCCCUGUUUGGCCUUCCCUGCUCCAGGAUGGGCCCCUGAGCGGAGGCAUGGGGGAACUCUAACCAUGGCCCUGGCUGCCCUCCCUCUGUCUUCCCUCCCCUGAAGGAACGUUUGCACUGCAGUGUCCCCCGGGGCGGGGGGCAGAGCCAUGUAUAUAUAUAUGUACAUACUCAGUGCCUCAGUCCAGCUCCUCCAUCCGCUUCAUCACACAGGUCAGGGGAGGAGGAAGGCCAUGCCAAAGCGGGCCUGACCCCGCCCCAUAGUGCUCCACCCCUCCCUGCCCAGGCCACCUGGCCUCUGUGUCAUCCCAUCCCCCCACCCAGGGGACCAGGGGCCAGAAAGCAGGAGUUGGGUUUGCCUUAUUUUGCUCAUCGGAUUCAACUUCUCUCUUGCAUCGUUUUCCUCCAGUCCCUGUUGGGGUCCAGGGGCUGAGGGAAAGGACAGAUUUAUGCAGCUAUUUUCAUACAUCCCCUGUUCAGAGCGGGUAGGGGGUUUCUCCACCCUUACCCUAACCAUCCCAUCCUUCCCCCUUCGUCUGGGCGAGUCUCUUUGCAUGUUUCCUUUGAUGUGGUUGGGAGAUGUUUGAUUGAACCCUCACCCCUACCCUGGUCUCCAGGGGUGUGGGAUGGUGAGGGCAUUUGUUUAAAAAGACAUUUUACUAUAAUAAAGUCUAUUUUCACAAAAUUGA
Messenger RNA from Meriones unguiculatus (Mongolian gerbil), 7651 nucleotides. It is a transcript of the gene Tspoap1, whose product is annotated as TSPO associated protein 1. Gene Ontology annotation, molecular function: protein binding. Gene Ontology annotation, cellular component: mitochondrion. The record is from RefSeq and is a predicted model, not a curated record. Gene Ontology annotation, biological process: neuromuscular synaptic transmission. Bases 908 to 6457 code for a protein of 1849 amino acids. NCBI's taxonomy places the organism in Eukaryota, Metazoa, Chordata, Mammalia, Rodentia, Muridae. The transcript has 32 exons.